AAACGUUGAACCUCACCAUCUCUCUCUCUCUCUCUCUCUCUCUCUCUCUCUCUCUUAAAAUUAACUCUCUGUACUUCUUUGAGUUCUCUCUCACAAGCCACAGACAAUGGAGAAGAUUCAAGACCGGAAAGAAACACAAACCCAAAAAACCAACGACGGCCACAACCCCACCAAGCCCCUCGUAUGGGACUGCGGCAGCUCUCUCUACGACUCGUUCGAACUCAAGUCCUUCGAACGCCAACUCGACUCCGCCAUCGCCUCAAGGACCCUGUCCAUGCCCCACUUGCCGGACCGCCACGCUCAUCCUCAUCAUCACGCGAAACCCAAGCCCAUCUCCAAAAAGUCGUCAAAAUUCUCUCGCCCGUUCCACAAACUCGUCAAAUCCGUUUUCGGCCCGAAAGAAAACACCAGCAGCAGCUCGUUGUUUAGUGACCUCGAAGGAUCAUCACAAGAUCAUGGGUUUUACUUUGUUUACGACAAGUCCGGUUCGCUUUCUACGAUUCCUGAGGUGGCGGAGAAGGCGGCCGAGUACGGCAGUGUUUUGCCGGAUUCUGAUGAGUCGCUGGUGAAGAGGGCGGCUUCUGAGCGGUUUACCGCCACUUCUGUCGGUAUUUCAUGUGCUAUUUUUUUCCGAUAGACUUGAACCUUUCACAACGUACGUAAUAUUGCUAAUAUCAAGCUGAUUUAUUUUUCGAUAUUCAAUUUACGUGUU
This is a messenger RNA of Rhododendron vialii, 712 nucleotides long. RefSeq lists its product as uncharacterized. The record is from RefSeq and is a predicted model, not a curated record. Lineage: Eukaryota; Viridiplantae; Streptophyta; Magnoliopsida; Ericales; Ericaceae. Bases 107 to 637 code for a protein of 176 amino acids. The transcript has a single exon.